AUGACUGCGGUUUCAGUCCACCAGAGCAAGACUCGGAAGAAGGCGUGUACGGCUUGUGUCAAAGCAAAACGGAGGUGCGAUUUGUUGUUGCCAGCUUGUUCCAGAUGUGAUAUGAAGAAUCUGAGUUGUGUUUAUGUGAAUGAGUUGUCGCGGAAGAAAUCAACAAGGUCUUCACAACGUGCUAAAUCAACCACGAUUCCUUUGGAGAGCAUUACGACAGCACAAAUCUUCACUGAUUCGUAUGAGGCAUGUCUUGAUUCGUUGCCCUACGACAACAUACCGCUCUUGGACUACCAAGAUCAGCAAUCUAACCGGGAUCUCACGUCGUGGUAUUCCACCAACAACAACGCCCUUUCUUUUCCACCUGACAUAUCAUUUCAAACCACCAGUUCACUUGCAUCACUUGAUCCUCAGACCCUGUCUCUCUCUAUCAAUCCAUUGCCAUCACCUUACUCAUCAAUUCAACUUCCUCCUCGCAACACCCUUAGCCCCGCUCAAAUCAGCUACAUCUCAACCCAGCUGAAAUCAUUCGUCUCAUCCUUCGCACUCCACUCCCACAACUCUUUCAUUCAUCCUCUCUCAUCCCAUGAUCUUGGUAGACCCCUGCCCACUCCAUAUACCGAUGCACUUUCUAUCUGUGCACUUCAUACCCUCGGCUCUCCUCACGCCUUCUCGAUUCUCGACUCUAAAAUUUCUGAUCUUAUUUGCUCGAGUGCAAAAGACUAUUGGGGCUCAUCCGAAUGGCUUAUUGCAGUUCAAGUCUUAAUUCUAUAUCAAACAAUCCGUCUCUGGUCUUCAAAUGAUAGACAAAAGAAAAACGCCGAAAGACACAUACCGUUGCUAAUGCAAUGGACAAAUCAACUACAAAUUGAAUAUGUAGGAUUAUUAGCACAAGGCAUGGAUACACGGCUUCCCACAGACGAUGCCCACAGUAAGGAUAGUAAGCUACAAGAUUACGCAGAAAGAUGGGUACUUCUGGAAAGUAUACGACGAGCCGUCAUGAUUAGUAUGGUUAUCCAAUGCUUAUAUGGCGGGAUGAAGGAUGGGUAUAUAGGAGGAUUGUUGCCGAUAUUAUUUCACCUACCAGUCAGUGUUGAUGCAGGUAAAACAUGGGAAAUAUUAGGUGGGAAAGUUUUGAAUGAACAACGGUCGUGGGAAGAUCAAUCUGACGAUUCCACAAAUGUCGAAUUUGGAGAGAUUUAUGAAUAUAGAUCUUGGAGCGAGGGUUGGACGAUUGGGAUUGUGGGAGGAGGAGAAAUGGAACAGGAGAUUUAUGAAAGGAUGUUGUUGGUAGCUUGUCCCAUGACUAGAGCGAUUGAAAGGUGGGGAGGAGAUAUCGAGUCGGGAUAUGGAGAGGUAGAAUUGCAAAUUGUGGAGGGCUUAGAGAUGGGUGUGUAG
This is a messenger RNA of Botrytis byssoidea, 1398 nucleotides long. RefSeq lists its product as uncharacterized. Gene Ontology annotation, biological process: regulation of DNA-templated transcription. The record is from RefSeq and is a predicted model, not a curated record. Lineage: Eukaryota; Fungi; Ascomycota; Leotiomycetes; Helotiales; Sclerotiniaceae. Bases 1 to 1398 code for a protein of 465 amino acids. Gene Ontology annotation, molecular function: zinc ion binding; DNA-binding transcription factor activity, RNA polymerase II-specific. The transcript is spliced from 2 exons.